AUGAAGAUAGUACAGGCUAAUUCCGGUGUGCUUACUAAUUUCGACGUGCUUAAAUUUCUAGAAUCUCGAGGGGCUUCUGAAGAUUCAGCACGGGUUUUUUCUGACGUAAAGCCAUCAGAAAAUAAGGUUUAUGGUUAUUUGUUUGGGACUCCUGCUCGUGGUCAAACAACGGAGAAUAUCAAUGAGUUCAAGGAAAAGUGUAAGAAGUAUGACCUUGCGGAAGCUGAGGUGCUCAAUAUCAUCAACACUAGGCCAUCUAGCAUUGUUGGAAUCUACCCGCUUAUCGAGAAUUGCGACUUGCGUUUUGGAGAUACUGUUGAAGAGCUGGUAGAAUUGGUAGUAGAGGUGUUUCCACCUCAUCCUCCAGCAAAGACUGUUGAAAAUGAUGCAAAAACCACAAAUGUGGAAAAAAUUGAAGACCAGAAUGAUAACGAUGAAGGGAAACCAGAAAAUGAGGAAGAAAUGGAGACAAUCGAUGGGUCUUAG
Molecule: messenger RNA, 486 nt
Organism: Prunus armeniaca (apricot)
Lineage: Eukaryota; Viridiplantae; Streptophyta; Magnoliopsida; Rosales; Rosaceae
Source: the annotation of a GenBank genome assembly